Vairimorpha ceranae is the source of this 1431-nucleotide messenger RNA. RefSeq lists its product as hypothetical. The record is from RefSeq and is a predicted model, not a curated record. NCBI's taxonomy places the organism in Eukaryota, Fungi, Microsporidia, Nosematidae. Bases 1 to 1431 code for a protein of 476 amino acids. The transcript has a single exon.
AUGUCUGGAACUAAAAGAGCUAUGAAAAUAUUAGGCGCAACGCUUGUUGGUGCUGCAAUUAUAACUGGUGGAUUGUGGUUAAGUGGUUUUUUUGAUGAUAAUCAAAAUACCGGUAAUAUUUCUAAACUGUCUUUUGAUGAUAAAAAGUUGGGUAAUUUAGAUGUUGAUAGUACAGCUAAAAUGAUGGUAGGGAAAUAUAAAAUAGAUGAUAAACAGGCCAAGUUAUAUUUACAUUCUUUGUAUUUGCUUUCUAAGGUUACUUUAGAACAAUUAGAAAAUGUUGUAUUAAAAGAAGGUGUGGUAAAUUAUAAAAGAUCAUCAAUGUCGAGUAAGACAUCUUCUGAAAAUAGUUCUAAUGGAUUUCAAAUGGUAAAUUUACCUUCAAGUAAUAGUAGUUCACCAGAAACUAUAAAUUUAAGUGAAGUAACAUCAUCUUCUUAUUUACAAGUAGCAAUUGGAGAUGAGAAAGAUGCACUGGUUCAUGGGAUGGUCACUCCAGAACGCGUAUUGGUAGAAGUUUCUCCGGAAGAUGAACGAAUGUCUGUAACUCCUGAUGGUAAAAUUAUGGUAGAAAAUAGUACAUUGAAUUUGACUGGAGAAAAGUUAGUAAAAGAAAAAAAUGCAGCCUCAGUUUCAUUAUCGGUGGCUAGUUGUGAAAAACGGCCGAAUAAAUUAUAUUUAAGAACAGAUAGCCGGUCAUCUCUCACUGAUGAAUCUUCAGAAAAAUUUGGAACUCCUGAUGGUGAGGCUAAUUUAAGCGAUGCACAAGAUGAGGCUAGUUUAAGUAGUGUACGAGAGGAAGAUAAUUUAAGUGAUUUACAAGGAGAAGAUAAAUCUAAAGAUAAUGUUUCAUUAGAAAAAAAUGAAAAUGAUUCUACACCCAGUGAUAAAAAAGACUUAAGUCAUUCUUGUGGUGAAUCUCUUAAAAGUGAUGCUUUGCUGGACAAAAGUGAAAGCAACUCUACACUUGUUGGGGGAAGUUCCCCAAGUUCUUCAACUAGUGAAACCUCCCCAAGUUCUUCAACUAGUGAAACCUCCUCAAGUUCUUCAACUAGUGAAACCUCCAUUCCCCUUUUGAUAUUGGAAAAAAAUGGCAACCCUAAGCAGUGCGCAAAAGAUUUGAAAUUGAAAUUUGACGAAAUUUAUGAUAAAAUAUUCGUAAAAGAUAUGUUCAAUGAAUACUUUCAAAACGUGAAAUUAUUCGAGUUUAUAACUGGGAAAGUAAAUGAAGUAAAUUUAGAAGAUGAUGUUUUACUUUUUAUUAAAAAUAAUAAAGAUGUCAUACAGAGUAUACUAGAAGAAUCAAAAGGAUUAUGUGAUGAUGAACUUAACAGGUUAUUGGUAACAAGAUGUCUAUAUCUAAAAAAUAAAGGAGUUGAAGUGUUUAACUGUUUUGAAGUGAUAUUCGGUGUGUGCGCAUUUAUUGAAUAA